GAGUUGCAGAGCAUCGAUCGAUCGAGAAGCAUAACAAACAUUGCAAGCUAAGCUAGUUCGAUCGAUGAUGGGUAAUUACCAUCUUCUUCUUCUAGUCAUGGUGGUGGCAGUAGUACUCCAUGCCCCUGCGGCAGUGCAGGCGGCGGCGGCGCAGAAGCAGCUGGUGCCGUGCAUGUACAUCUUCGGCGACUCGCUGGUGGACAACGGCAACAACAACAACAUCCUCAGCCUCGCCAGGGCCAACUACCGCCCCUACGGCGUCGACUUCCCCGACGGCGCCGCCCCGCCCGGCCGCUUCACCAACGGCCGCACCAUGGUCGACCUGCUCGCCGGCCUCCUCGGCUUCCAGCCGCCCUUCAUCCCGGCCUACGCCAUGGCGCAGCCCUCCGACUACGCGCGCGGGCUCAACUUCGCCUCGGGCGCCGCGGGCGUCAGGCCGGAGACCGGCAACAACCUCGGCGGCCACUACCCUCUGUCGGAGCAGGUGAGCCACUUCCGGUCGGUGGUGGGCCAGAUAGCGCCGGCGGGGAGGGACAAGCGCCUGGGCCGGUGCAUCUACUACGUGGGCAUGGGCAGCAACGACUACCUCAACAACUACUUCAUGCCCGACUACUACAACACCGCCCAGACCUACGACCCCGCCGCCUACGCCGCCGCCCUCCUCCAGGAGUACGAGCGUCAGCUCACCGCCCUCUACGCCCUCGGCGCCAGGAAGUUCGUCGUCGCCGGCGUCGGCCAGAUCGGCUGCAUCCCCUACGAGCUGGCCAGGAUCGACGACGACGGCGAUGACCAAGGACGAGGACGCCCCCCUCCUACUUCCGGCAUCGGCCUUGCGACCCCUGGCAUCACCGUCAGCAUCGGCGGCAGCGGCGGCAACCGGAGCACAGCGAACGGCGGCGCGAAAAAGAGCGGGUGCAACGACAAGAUCAACAGCGCCAUCGCCAUCUACAACAAGGGGCUGCUGGCCAUGGUGAAACGCCUCAACCGCGGGCAGCAGACGCCGGGGGCAAACCUCGUCUUCCUCAAUGCCGUCAACAGCGGCAAGGACCUGGCGGCCAACGCGGCGGCGUACGGGUUCACGGUGCUCGACCGCGGGUGCUGCGGCGUGGGGAGGAACAACGGCCAGAUCACGUGCCUGCCCAUGCAACGGCCCUGCGACGACCGCACCAAGUACAUCUUCUGGGACGCCUUCCACCCCACGGAGGCGGCCAACAGGAUCAUAGCCAACAAGGUCUUCAGCUCAUCCUCCACCUCCGACGCCUACCCCAUCAACGUCAGCCGCCUCGCCGCCAUAUGAAAUCGAUCCACUCCACCUGAUGAUCUCUUUAAGUAGCUACUACAUCGUUUUUCAGUACAAUAAAAUUGUGGUAAUGCUAGGCGUGCGUUGAUCAGACGUGUGGAGAUCCAGAUCAGCUACGCCCUGCACAGUCGGCACUCACACUUAAAUUGGUUGAUCUAGUGCCUCGAAUUGUUGCAACAAAUAUCUCUCACAUGCAACACUAUUUUUUUAUGUCAACUAGUAAAAAGUCCUUGUGUUGCUACGGGGCAUAUCAAACAGUUUGUUCAAUACCAAUUGUGUCUAAUGUAUGCGUUUUGAAUCCUCGUGUA
Messenger RNA from Triticum aestivum (bread wheat), 1608 nucleotides. RefSeq names its product GDSL esterase/lipase At1g33811. Lineage: Eukaryota; Viridiplantae; Streptophyta; Magnoliopsida; Poales; Poaceae. The transcript has a single exon. The record is from RefSeq and is a predicted model, not a curated record. Gene Ontology annotation, molecular function: hydrolase activity, acting on ester bonds. Bases 65 to 1297 code for a protein of 410 amino acids.